This is a messenger RNA of Ostertagia ostertagi, 915 nucleotides long. The record is from the annotation of a GenBank genome assembly. Lineage: Eukaryota; Metazoa; Nematoda; Chromadorea; Rhabditida; Trichostrongylidae.
AUGGUCCGGUCUGAUCACACACCACGACUGCACAUCACCACCAAGGAGGCGGCGGCCGCCAUUCGGUGGCACAUCAGGGCCACUGCCACGCGGCGCUCCCCGCAGGCCGUCAUGAAGAUCUCCGGGGGAGGCCGCGGCAUGACGGCGAUCGCCGCUCACUUUCGGUACAUCAGCAGGAACGGAUUGGAGAAGCUCGAAGACGAUCGUGGCCUGCAGCACUCGGGAAGCGAGGGCCUGCGCGAACUGCGCGACCAAUGGCGUCACGCCGGCACCUUCAUCCCCGAGGUCUCCACGAGGCGAGAGGCCAUCAAUCUGGUCCUGUCGAGUCCAGCGGGAACCGAUCCGCAGGCGCUUCUUCGGGCGGCACGUGCUUUUGCGCGCACCGCGCUGACCGAUCACCGCUACGUCAUGGCAUUGCAUACGGACCGGGACCAUCCACAUGUGCAUCUCACCGUGCGCCUCAUGUCGACUUCCGGGAAGCGUCUGCAGAACUGGACCCACAAGGAGUACUGGCGCCGCAUCUAUGCCGGAAAACUGCGCGAGCAAGGCGUCGAUGUCGAAGCCACACGCCAAUGCGUGCGCGGCGAGAACCGAAACCCGCAGCGGCACUGGAAGAUCAAGGCCAGCAGGACUGCGAACGCCCGUGAACCCGAACCCUCCAAGAAGUCCGGCGAUUGGUACUUCAACAGUCGCUCCGACGCGGCGCUUGCUUGGGGGCACAUGAUGCAUGCCCUCAAAGACUCAGAGAUGUCUGAGGAUCGCGAACUCGCAGAAUCCAUCGGCAAGUUCGUUCGAAGCACCCCCUUCUUCCAAGAGGUGAUCGCGAUACGGUCACGCGCCGUGGCGCGCGAGCAAGCGCAACUGUCGCUCCAGGCCAGCAUGAGCGUCGGACGUGACCGGGAGUGGACUCGCUGA